GUUGAUUUUCGACUUUGAGUCAUCCCCAUAUGCUGUUGGUAGUACUCACCUAUACGGCACAGAACUUCGGCAUGGAUGUGAUUCGCUUGGGCUUGCUUGCAGCGCAAGGCGACCGCAGGCACAUCAUGAGCUUUCAUUGCAUAAGUCUCGGCUGCGCACUCCUUGGUGCCAUGACACGGCAUUGCAUGGAAAAGCAAAGAAGAGACUGACGUCGAGGGUAAGAUCGCGGUGUUGGUCUCCAAUGUGUGCAAUGAGCGCAGUCGAUGGCUGGCACCCUGGCUAUAAAAAGGGGCGCUCGUUGUCGACAUGAACUCCUGCUUGGGAGUCUCUAUCCAUCCUUGGACGAGAAAUAGUAUCCUGCAAUUCAGCACAAACCAAUUCUUCAAGAAUACCCCGCCCCUGAACAUCCAAUAUGCCAGGAGCAAAUGUGGAACAGACUGUCAAGAGCCUUCAACGGCUGAGGGAGCCCAUCAUAUUCUGUAAAGCGCUUUCAAGAUCCUGCGAAACGACCUCUGUGCGAACGGACUCGAGUGUCCCGACCCCCCUCAGUGAGCACGAGCUCUUCCAGAAGUUUGUCUACAAGAUUGCGCUUGUGUGUGACAACCAAUUGUCGCCAGACUCUAUCACGGCCGUUUCCGUCAUGGAGGACGAUGAUGUUUAUUGGUUCCUCUUCGCCUGUAACAAGGUCACCCAUGAGGGAGGCAGCUUGGUUGCUGAGCAUAUCAUUUCACUCUUGCGAGUCGUGCGAGACGGAGCCAGCCAGGAUGUCUCGUCGACUGUAAUGAGACACAAGAUGUUGGAGCGUAUUCUCCUUUUCAACAGGCCGAAUGUCCAGAGGUACAUCAAGUGGAUGAUUUACUGGGCCAGCGACUUGUGGGAUGCUGCAGACCAGGCUCUGGGCAAAGAUGCGCAACUGCGAGAGAGGAUCUGCAAGGUGGUCAGCUGCGUUUAUAUUAGCGACCUGGACCAAUCUACCGACGAGGAAUAUCUCGAAUCAUGCUUUGCAUCUUUCAGAGCCAUGGGACUAUUCCUCAAAGGGUUGAAGACUUUCCCUAGUGGACCUUUCGGUAAGAAGUCAAGUUGGGGAGAGUUAAAGCACUGCUUUUCUCGCCUGCAUGCAUACCGAGACGCAGCAAACUGUAUCGCUGAUGCAGCCACUCGUUGGCCAAACCUCUUCGAGCACUUCAAGGUCCAUCAUGUCCCCUCCAGCCGCCCCAAGUCGCUGCCCACGGGAAAACGCAGCUACACUUCCCACGACAUCGUUGGACGAAUGUCAAAUGAUUCGAGCGAGAUAAGAGUCCUCCGUGAAAAAGCAGCCUCGUUUCUUCGUUGCGGCUUGGACGAGGCUAUUGAGCAAGAAGCCAAAAAAGCCAAGAGUUUGAAUGUCCACUGCGAAGUCCUCCUUGAAGACUGGAUCGCGCACUCGCCAGAGGCUAAGCGGCUCAGCUUCUUCCGAGGGGGCCAAGGCUGGAAGUACAUUGGCGCCAGCAAGCCCACGUGUCGCCUUUGCAAGUACUACUUCGCGGCGAAACGAAGCGACAUUGCCCUGCGACCGAGCCAUGAGAAUCUCUACACAAAUUGGCUUUUCCCAGAGAGUCACGGGUCGAAGAAUACACCGCAAGGAAGGCAAUGGCAGACAACACUCAACAGCUUCAUGCAGAUGAUUCGAGACGACGCCAUUCGGAUGCUCAAUGAGAGAACCGCCCACUGGAAGAAACACGACUCCAAUACGUAUGCCACGCCUUCUGUGAGAUCAAUUCCUUCGGAGGCGGCUCUCAUUGCUCCAGGGUAUGGUAGAAAGCAAAGAGUGCUUGUGUCGCUGCCAUCUCGUGCGAAGGUGGCGGUAAUCAAGGAAGAAGAUAUGGAGGAGGGUGGCGUGAAGCUGAAGUGAAUCAUGAUUCAUAAAGGAGAAGGAGGAGGCGUAGGGUAAGGUAGGUCACACUGUGAGGAGGGGAUGUCGCACAGUGUACAGGCCGAGGUCGAUCAACUAGCGG
This is a messenger RNA of Emericellopsis atlantica, 1994 nucleotides long. RefSeq lists its product as uncharacterized. Lineage: Eukaryota; Fungi; Ascomycota; Sordariomycetes; Hypocreales; Bionectriaceae. The transcript has 4 exons. The record is from RefSeq and is a predicted model, not a curated record. The coding region runs from base 413 to 1891 and encodes 492 amino acids.